Messenger RNA from Cynara cardunculus var. scolymus (artichoke), 725 nucleotides. Its product is annotated as non-classical arabinogalactan protein 30. NCBI's taxonomy places the organism in Eukaryota, Viridiplantae, Streptophyta, Magnoliopsida, Asterales, Asteraceae. The record is from RefSeq and is a predicted model, not a curated record. Bases 54 to 572 code for a protein of 172 amino acids. The transcript has a single exon.
CACUCAUCAUCUUCAUCCCACAAACAGCUUUCAUUCUUCAAGUCAAGAAAAAAAUGGCAAACAAGCAAUUCAUCACCAUCAUCGCAAUCCUCCUCCCACUGACCUUCCUAGCGGCAGCCGCCACCGCCCAUGGCGAAGACAAAACCGCCACCGUGGUUGUGGAAGGAAUGGUGUAUUGCCAGAGUUGUAAAUACUUCGGAUCAUGGUCUCUCACUGGAGCUGAACCAAUCUCAGCGGCCAAAGUCAGUGUUAUCUGCAAAAACCACAGGAAAAGAGUGAGUUACUAUAACACAUUUGAGACCGAUAAAAGUGGCUACUUUCAUGCUGAACUCAAAGAUUUCAAGAUGACACAUUACUUAUUGGACCAUCCUCUCCAUUCUUGUCAUGUGAAACUGGUCUCAUCUCCGCUCCAAACCUGCAACCUUUUGUCGAAUGUCAACAAUGGCAUCAAUGGCUCUCCUCUGAGAUUUGAGAACAAGGUGUUUUAUGGAAAGAACUAUGAAGCAGUUGUGUAUGCAGCUGGACCACUGGCUUUCCGUCCUACUAAUUGCGAUCCAGAAACCACUCCCUAAACUUAAUAUCGUUUUUAAAUGUUUGAUUUCAUGACUACAGUCACUUUUUGUAUUCGAGUUAAUCUUGUUAUGUUAUCUUUAACGAACUAAAAUGGUUCUUUGCUUAUUACUCUUUUUUUCAUAAGAAAUGAAAGUGAAAGUUAACUGAAGGGA